UCUUCUUCUCUAUCAAUCUCUCAAUCUUUCUCACUUUCACACACUCUCUCUUUAAUAUCUCUCUCUCUCUUUCUCUCUCUUUCUCUCUGUGAAUUUCUCUCCAAAAAUUCAAUAUCUAUUUUAAUUAUUUGUUAAUCACUUACAACCAAAAAUCUAACCUCAACCAACAAUCUAAUUAAACCAGUGAGAAGAGAAUCAAUUGAACAUCAACCGAUUUGUAAACCAAUCGUUAAUCCUGUGAGCCUCAACAUAGUUUCAUAUUUACGUAUCACCGAUUACCUAAUAUAAUUUUGGUGAAUUAUGAUUUAAUUAAUCAAUGGUUCCCCUUUGAUCAUCAUCUCUAUUCCAUCAUCAUUGUAUUUUUUUUUCUGAUUAUCAGAUACAGUUAGAUGUCUCUCUAUGAGUAGCCUUUGUAGCUAAUUUUUUCUCUUUCUCCCUUUAUGUCUACAAAAGUAGUUGCCAUUUUGGUUUGACUUUUUUUUCUAUUCUUUUUCUGUCUCUUUCUAUUUUUUUUUCUCUCUCUUUCUUUCUCUGUGUUUUAAUCUCUUUGCCUUAACAAAAAUUGAAUUCUAAUAAUUGAACUUUCAUCUUGAUUGGUGGUGAAAGCAAACACAACAACAGAAAAGCUCAUAAAAUAAUAAUAUUAAUUGUUACCAGAUUCAAUCAUCCUACUAAUUGUUAAUCACUUUUGCUCUCCCUUUUGUGCUUCUUUCUCAUCUUCUCAUCUUCUAAUCAACAAUAACAUCAUCUCUAUAUUGUGUCAUCAUCAUAAACAUUUAAUCAACAUCUUCAUUUCUUUAUCCUGGUUAUACUUAAAUCGUUGUUACUCAUAACUGUUAACUUGUUGACUGUUAAUUGUAUCAAUUUAUUAUUAUUAUUAUAUAAUUAGUAAUACCACAAUCAACUAUUAAUAGUCACACUAGAUAUAUAUAAUUAAAUUAAUUUGUUAAAUUAAGGUGUAUUACCGAGGAGAGAAAUAAGAUAAUCAAACGAGAGAGUGAAAAAAGAGAGAGAAAAUUUAAAUAGAAAGAAAAAAAAGAAAUUCUAAAAAAAGAAUUCAAGCCGGACCAGUUUUCUUUUUCUUCUCUUACUGUAACUCUUUCUUUCUGCCUGUCGUUUCCCUCUCUUUCUCUUUCUCUCUCUCUCUCUCAUCUUCAAUCUUCUCUGUCUUCACCGAAUUACCAAAGGUUAAGCCAUUGAUUGUGUAUCAUAUUCGUUAAAGUUAAUUGUGAUUGUUAAUCAUCGCCACACAUAAAAUAUAUAAUCAAAUAAUUAUUUUACAAUGGGACGUAAAAAAAUUCAAAUCUCUCGGAUUACCGAUGAACGUAAUCGUCAGGUCACAUUCACAAAACGUAAAUUUGGAUUGAUGAAAAAAGCAUAUGAAUUAAGUGUUCUUUGCGAUUGUGAAAUCGCACUGAUAAUUUUCAACAGUACCAAUAAAUUAUUUCAAUACGCCAGCACCGAUAUGGACAAAGUGCUUCUCAAAUAUACUGAAUACAAUGAGCCCCAUGAAAGCCGAACCAACAGUGAUAUUGUUGAGACCCUUAACAAAAAGGAACACAAAAACUCCCCCAAUGGAUGUGACAGUCCCGAACCCGACGACGCUGGUUACACUUUGAACCAAAGGAGUGAAGCAAAAUACAAUAAACUAAGUGAGGAGUUUGACCUCGUGCUGCAAAGAAACGCAACCCAUAUCAAUGGAAACAGGUCACAGCCUUCAUCAUCAAGAAUCUCACCAGUGCCAGUUACCGUAGCAUUAAACUCAUCUCCAUAUCCAAACCAGGAAUCUACUAGUCUACUCCAACCCGCCGAGUUAUCGCCUCAGCCCGUCUCACUAAGUCCACGGCCAAGUUCCUCAGGUGCAAUGUUAGCUGUGACAAGCGGCUCAUCCGGAUCGUCAACAAACGGCUACCACCACCGAGCUUGUUCACCCUCUUCACUGUCCGGAGGUUCAAGUUCACCCAAUUCAAUUGUCUGUAUUAAAGGAAGUGUGUCACCCAAUCAUUUACAACCACCACCUCACCAUCAUCAUCAACACCAUCAUCAUCAGCAACAACAACAACAACAACAACAACAAUCAACAAUUAAUACAAACAACAGCACCAAUAAUAAUAGUAAUAAUCAUCAUUUAACCAAUCAUCAUAAUCAUCAUCAUCACAACAACAACAACAACAAUCAUCAUCACAAUAAUAAUAAUCAUCAUCAUCACAAUAAUCAACAUUCACCAAUCCCAUCACCAACACCACCCACCCCAACAACAGGAGGACAGUCCAACAAUUCAAUCAAUUCAUCUCGAGGCAAUAUACGAGUUGUCAUACCCAAUACUCAUGUUGCUAUGACAUCACGUAACGGUACACUGCUUAACUCAGCAAUUUCAGCCACAGCAACGGCAAUGUCGGCUUACUCGUCCUCCAUUUCAUCCUAUGGUUCCAAUGACUUUCAAUUAAAUUCAGAAAUGGGCCUUUCGUCGUUCAAUUCAUCGGGUUUACUUCAAAAUUGGCCACAUCAAAAUCAAUUGUCCUCAAGUAUAAACCAUGGAAGUCCUCCAAGUACGAGUGUAAAUCCACCCGUUAGCACUGUUAGUACCCCACCACCAUCAACCUCACCCUCAUCAGUUAAAGUUAAAAGUGAACCAAUAUCUCCACCGCGGGAUCUUUCCCACCAAGGUCAUCCAGUUUCGGGUAACCUUGGACCCUCAUCAAACACACCAAGCCAUUUAUCACCCGGACAUCCACCGUUAACACCGUCACCUGAUCCAUCCUGCAGCUCAGAUUAUGAAGGACCGAUUCAGAAAAGAUUGAGAGUGCCCAAUGAUACUAGUAAUUGGCAGUGAUUUCAAUUAAUUAAUUGCACAACAUGAUCAUCAACUUCCUGUUUCGUUCGCAUCCUCCUUGUAUCUCCUCUCCCUCCUCUCUCUCUCUCUCUCUCUCUCUCUCUCUCUCUCUCUCUCCAUCUCUCGACUGUACUACUUGCUGUUUCGUCUGUGAAAUCAAAUCAAGAGAUAAAUACAAUGUGUUGUACUUUGAAAAGAAAAACAAAAAAAAACCUUAAACAAAAAGAGACUAUUACCACAAAUUCAAUUCGUUAAGCUUAAUUAUUGUCAAACUAAUAACUAAUUGUGAAAAAAUGAUAAUUAUUAUUAUUAUAUAUAUGAUCAGUAAUCAACAGAGUCAAUCAAAAAAUCACAAAAAAAGGGUAAAAAUGUAAAUCACUUUUACUUCACAAUAAACAAUCACAAUCUCAUCAAGUGAA
This is a messenger RNA of Panonychus citri (citrus red mite), 3252 nucleotides long. RefSeq names its product myocyte-specific enhancer factor 2A-like. Gene Ontology annotation, biological process: positive regulation of transcription by RNA polymerase II. Bases 1283 to 2833 code for a protein of 516 amino acids. Gene Ontology annotation, molecular function: protein dimerization activity; RNA polymerase II cis-regulatory region sequence-specific DNA binding; DNA-binding transcription factor activity, RNA polymerase II-specific. Lineage: Eukaryota; Metazoa; Arthropoda; Arachnida; Trombidiformes; Tetranychidae. The transcript has 9 exons. The record is from RefSeq and is a predicted model, not a curated record.